AUGGAAGACGCCGCCUUGGGCACCGGGCCACGGGACGAUCCCGAUCGGGCGCCGCCGGACCCCGCCGCCUCCCCCGCUGGUGGCGUGAAGACGGAGACCGCCGGUGGGGCGGAAGCGCCUGCUGCGGCAGGCGUGGCCGGUGAGGCCGAGCCGGGUGGAGGCGCGGCGGCGGCGCGGCGUGGGGGUGACGCGGUCGCGGAGGCCUCCGCGAGCGAGCCCACGGCGGAGUCUAACGAAGACGGCGGCGCUUCUGCUGCUGCUGCGGGCGAAGAGCGCCCCGCGGCGCGUGAGGCGGGCGGGGACGGCGGCGCGGGCGAAGGGCGGACUGCUGUGCACGCCGCGAGUGAGGUGGCUCAGGGCGGCAUUGUGGGGGGAUCGCAAGAUGUGGAUCCCGCGGUGUCUGAGGCGAAGAUGGAAGUGGACGAGGGUGGCGACGCGAGCAAGCAGAAGCAGCGCUCUCGGUCGCCUUGUAUGGCCAGCGAGGUGGACGUGGGGAGCGAUCCGGGGGCAGCGCAGGAUUUGGCUCCUGUGGCGUCUGAAGUGGAGAUGGAGGUGGAUGGCAGCCGUGUUCAGGAACAAGAGUGCGCAGUAGCGGCUGGGCCGUCUGAAGUGAAGAUGGAGGUGGAUGGUAGCCAUGUUCAGGAACAAGAGUGCGCGGGAGCGGCUGUGGUGGGAGAGGCUAAGGUGGAGGAAACUGAUGGAAGGGUGCUGAACCAAGGGCCUGCUGCCACAUCUGCUGGGGGCCUUCAGGUGCGCGCCAAGGAGGCGGGGGAGUGCUUGGUCGGCCGUUACAUUGGCCGCCACGCGCCAGGGCAUGCGAGCCUUCUUAUUGGGAAGGUUGCGUCCUAUGAUAGCACAGCUGGCGUUUACAGCGUGGUGUUUGAGGACGGACAUGCUGAGGAUUUGGCGUUUCCUCAGCUCCAGGAGUUCCUCAUGCCCGACGAGAAUUGUGCGUUAGGCAUGAAGGUGAGCUGCAGGAAGAGGAAGCUAGACCUGUUGGUUUUGUCGGGGAGUGCCUCGGAGGUGAAAGAGCCAGCAAGUACUAGGCAGAGGGUUGACGGAUGCGAGAUGCCUGCCAACCCUGAUGCGCUGCAGUGUAGUGGGUCUGGCUCGGAUAUGUCUGGGGAUAUCGAAUCUUCGAGUAAUUCAUCUGAUUUCACUAAAGAAGAACCAUCCGAGACGUGCCCUCCUGUACAGGCUGUGGAGUUGCCCCCGUCAUCGGGAGACAUUCCUGUGCCAGAAGAUUCCAUAAGCUAUCUCUUUUCGGUUUAUAACUUCCUGCGAUCCUUCAGCGUGCAGCUGUUCCUGAGUCCGUUUGGGCUGGAUGAUUUUGUUGCAGCCAUUAAUUGCGCUGUUCAGAAUAACUUGUUGGAUGCCGUACAUGUCUCGCUACUGCGGGCACUGAAGCGGCAUCUUGAAUCUAAAUCUGCUGAAGGAUCUCAGAUGGCUUCGAAUUGCUUAAAGUAUCUGGAUUGGACAUUACUAGAUGCAUUGACUUGGCCAACUUUCUUACUAGAGUACCUGUAUGUGAUGAGGUGCAUUAAGAAUCUAGGGGGGCAGAGUUUUGCUAGAAACCUCCUAGCUGCCGAAUACUAUAAACUUCAUGUUGCCACGAAGUUGAGGGUGCUGCAAAUACUCUGUGACCAUGUCCUUGAAUCAGAAGAAUUCAAAACUGUACUGGAUGAUCGAGUAGGCUACAAUGAGGAGAUGGAAUAUGAGAUAGAUUCUAGCACCUUUUGGGAGGCUGGUUCAAGGGCAGUCUCGACUAGAGCCUCGAAGGCCUCAGCUUACAAAAUGAUGAAUGAUUUACAGAACUUUGAAAGUGCUCCAAAUGUAACAAAUCCAGAUGUUGCUGUAGCAGAUGUUUCUCAGGACGGCAAUAGUGAUGAUUGCCGAAUAUGUGGAAUGGAUGGGACUUUGGUAUGCUGUGAUGGCUGCCCAUGGGCAUAUCAUUCGAGAUGUAUUGGUCAAAACAAAGCUUUCCUUCCCCAUGGAGACUGGUUCUGUCCAGAAUGUGUGGUCAACAAGCUUGGACCAACUUCGUCAAGAAUUGAACGUGGUGCAAGAGGAGCUCAAAUGUUUGGCGUUGAUAUGUGCGGGAGGCUAUUCAUAGGAACCUGCAACUAUUUACUGGUGAUCAAAACAUCUUCAGAUGUAGAGUCUUAUGCAAGAUAUUACAAUCAUUAUGAUGUUGUCAAGGUCCUCCAGAGACUUGCUCCCUCAGAUGCAUAUGUGGAUAUAUGCAGGCAAAUAAUGGAAUACUGGAAACAUUUACUCGGUACAGUUCAGAGUGAGAGAUCAACAAUAUUGGAAGAAGUUGGUACAAGACAUACUCCACAAUCCAGUAUGUUGAGUUUUACUCCAACAAAGUCAGAAGAUGGAAGUGGCUGGACAACUUCAAAAGAUGGUGGGGACAGUAAAACAGUAGCACUUCCUCAAACAAAUACACAACAGAAAUUUGUCGCUAAUCAGUAUACAGUGUGCUCUGCUGAACACCUGGAGAAACAAAAAUGCAUGUCAAGCUUAGGUGUUGUCACCGAGAAGAAUGUUGAAGUUUGCAAGGAAGCUCUGUCAGCUCAGAACAACAUACAUAAUGCACCUAGAAAUGGAAAUUCUGGACCAUUUGUGCCAUCCUCCAUUUCUCAUCAGAAUGGAUCCGUUGGAAUGGUUAUGUCUAACAUAGCACAAGCACAGCCAGCUCAUAGUAUAUAUCGUCCAGAUUUAUCCACUGUUUCUGCAAAGGCAGAAUCAUUUCGUCCAUCUUUGCAAGAUAAACACCACCUUCAGCUGUUUACUGAAAGAUCUGGAAACAUGAGUUGUGGCAAGGCAGCAAAAUCGUCUUCUUUUAAACCACAAGCAUACAUGAAUCUCUACAAUCAUGGCAACAUUGCAGCGUCUGCUGCUGCCAAUCUAGCUAUUAUAACAUCCGAUGAAGGUAAGGUUUCUGCAUCCCAACUGACCUUAAAACCAAAGUGGAAAGUGGCUGCAGACAAUGCUCUACAGUUGAAAGCAUUUUCCUCAGCAGUCGCACAAUUUGUUUGGCCGAGUACUGAAAAGAAGCUUAUUGAAGUUCCAAGAGAUAGAUGUGGUUGGUGCCUUGCUUGCAGAAGUUCAGCAAGUGGAAACAAAAAGGCUUGUUUUCUUAACAUGACCACGACAAAUGCUGCUAAAAGUUCUGCUCGAGUUCUUAGCACCAUGCGUGUAAUAAAAAAUUCUGACAGCCACUUCCCCAGUAUUGCUGCUUAUUUAGCCAACAUGGAGGAAAGUUUGUGUGCCCUGUUGGUUGGUUCACUACAAGACGUGCAGCAGAGAGAACGGUGGCAUCAACAACUAGAAGAAGCUUCCAACUGCAGAACUAUAAUACCCCUCUUGCUUGAGUUGGAAAGCAACAUCCGUGGAGUAGCAUUUUCUGCAAGCUGGUUGAAGCCAAUAGACGAUUGGCCUGUGGAAUCUCCAGGUCCAUCGACGGUAGCAUCUCGUCCUGCACAAUACCAAAAGCGUGGGGCUGGUGGAAGGCGUGGCAGAAAACGUUUGUUGGCAUCUGAAUCUGGUACUGCUACUGACGAUGACAACAGCUGGACUUGGUGGACCGGAGGAAAUAUAACAAAACGUACUUUGCAGAGGGGGGCUCUUCUACAUUCAACCAUAAGAAAAGCUGCUCGCCAAGGUGGUAAAAAAAGGAUAGCAGGUUUAUCUUACCAUGAAGGUUCCAAUUUUCCAAGACGAUCUCGGCAAUUUUUCUGGAGAGCAUGUGUUGGACUAAGCCAGACUUCAUCUCGACUUGCUCUGCAGGUUUGCACUUCUGUCCUGAUGUUGCAAAGAACCUACCUUAGCACAAACCUAAUAAUCAUUUCUCUCAGGUUAGAUAUCUUGAUGCCCACAUCAGAUGGAAGGAGUUCAUCCCUCCAGAUCAAAUUCCUUCAGAUGGAAAAAGCUCUGAUGCUGACUUUUCUGCCCUCAGAAAUGCUGUACUCUGUGAUAAAAAAAAUAAUCGACAAUAAGAUAAGAUAUGCACUUAAGUUUCCCAACCAAAAGCAUCUUCCUGUCCGUCUGACAAAAAAUAUCUUGGAAGCAGAAAGUGAUCAGGAUGAAAGUAGAAAAUUGUGGUUUUCUGAAAACCAUGUGCCACUGUACAUGUUACGAGAAUUUGAGCAGCAUGCUGAGGCUAGCUCCUUGCCUACUCCAGGAAUUCCAGACUCUAACUGUUUUACCAAUUUAUACCCAAGGCGAGUAAAAGCAUCUGACGGAGAUGUCUUUUCCUAUCUCUUUCACAAGGGAGAAGUCUAUCCCUGCACCUCAUGCAAGAAGGAUGUUCUCUACAGGGAUAUUGUUAAAUGCAGCUCUUGUCAAGGUAAUUGUCAUAAAGAGUGUACAUCAAGAUCUGUUGUUAGCAAAGGAGGCAGUGCUACUUCCAGUUUGAUAUGCAAGUUAUGCCUCCAGAAGCAGAGUCUUAUGCUCACUAGUUACAAUACAAAUACAAAUGCAAGUUAUAUCCAGCAUCAACAGAAGAGUAAUGGCCAACAGCCAGUGGCCGCUCCCAGAAUUGUAUUUAAGGUUACUUCUUCCCAUUCUGCUGAACCUGCUCCCAAAGUUGAAGCCGAGCCAGUCACAAAGGUUAAAGCACAACCAGUUGGAAAGGUGGAAGCUACAACCCAGCCAGUUGUGAAUGUGAAAGCCGAGCCACUCGUGAAGGUGGAAGCCCAGCCACUCGCUAAAGUGGCAACUCAGAAUAUCACUAGUGUCCAAAAGAAAAAAGCUAAAAAGUCAAAGUCAGAAAAACCAACGAAGGCUAAAAAAGUUCAACCGAUCACAUAUUUUGGUCUCAUAUGGAAGAAAAAUAAGAAUGACAAGGAUGAUGGAAGUGAGUUCAGGGCGAAUAAUGUAAUCCUUAAAAGCAAGGAUGGUAUAGGUUCGUCAAUAAAACCAAAAUGUUGUCUAUGUGACAAAGCUUAUUCUCCGGAUUUCCUGUAUGUACGCUGUGAGAAGUGCACAAAUUGGUUUCAUGGUGAUUCCUUGCAACUUGAUGAAGAUAGGCUUGGUGAGUUGGUUGGAUACCGAUGUUGUAGGUGCCGAAGGAGAGCCAUACCCCCAUGUCCUCAUUCAGAUAAUUAUGUAAAGCCUGAACCAGAAAUUAGUGAGCAAACAGUUGCAACAUCAUUGCUGUCAACUAUGCUAUCUAGUGAGGAGACUUUUGCUUUAGCAGAUCAGGACCCACUGCUUGCUUCAUAUGGAAUAGUUGAACCAAUUGGGGAAGAAACAAGGGAUGUUGAUAUAUCAGCGAACACGGCAAGCAUUGCCCCAGGAAGUAACCAGAAGCUGUCUAUAAGAAGAGCACAAACUAAAAUUUCUGAAUACCUUGAUCAAGCUGGUAAACCUGUGAAUGAGUAUUAUAUCCAGAAUACACCUUCAGGCUAUGGAAACAUCAAUUUCAGCCAUAUGAAUGAAAUUUCUUUUUCGGAGGCUGACAGUGUGGAUGCUUCAGAACUAUUGGGGUGGGAUUUUUCCAAAGGAACUGCAUAUGCUGCCCCACCUGAUUUCACUUCUAAUCACCAGCAGAAUGACACUAGCUGUGGCAGCUUUGUGAUGGACGAGUAUGAGCCCCAAACUUAUUUCUCGUUCACUGAGCUACUUGAAGCUGAUGACACACACCUUGACAAUGCAUUUGGGAUGGCUACUGGUCUCCAAGAUGAUGUUAACGGCACCGGAAGCUUUGCUCAACAAGGAGUUGGUUUUGAUGAUAUGUCUUUCAUGGUAGAAGAUGGAGCUUCAAAUAUGAACUUCCCAACAAAUGGUUCCACACCUGAAGAGGUAGCAUGCCGCAACUGCAUGAAUACUCAGCCGCCACCCGAUCUACGAUGUUCUGUCUGUGGCCUGCUCAUACACCUGCAUUGCUCACCGUGGGACCAAGGUUUAGAGCCCGCCAGAGCGGCAAUUGGAGUUGUGGUGGUUGCCGCGGAUGGCAAUGAUAGACUUCUGAACUUCAUUGCCUCUGUUUAG
Messenger RNA from Miscanthus lutarioriparius, 5997 nucleotides. NCBI's taxonomy places the organism in Eukaryota, Viridiplantae, Streptophyta, Magnoliopsida, Poales, Poaceae. The record is from the annotation of a GenBank genome assembly.